AUGAGGGUGGGCAAUAGCCAGACCGAUUCAACCCCCCACCCCCUCGACCCUCUGGGCCUGUUAGAGACGAUCAGACGUCUUUCUCACCCCAUAUUCCCACGGCUUCUGGAGUCGUACUACCACACGGGCGAGCUGCACCUGAUUUGGGAACCGAUGGAGAUCACAGUGAACUACAUUUUAACCGCCCGGUGGCCGGUCAACGAGACCGAGCUGGCAUACAUUCUCCGGUCGACCCUUGACGGCAUUAGAUUCCUUCGGGAUCAGGGAAGAGCAUUGGCCAUCCUAGAGGCGGAGACAAUCCUCUUGGACCGAAGCGGCCAUGUCCGCCUUGCUGGGGUGGAACAGAGCUACCAGAUCUCAGCAUCCGAUAUGAAUGCCGAGACGCUGAAAUUGAACGCACUAGCAACAAUCACGAGGGGUCUAAUGGCCACUGGUGCAGGACAGGUCAGAUGGAGCUCUAAGGUCCGAGCCUUCCUCGAAAAUCUGACCACCAAGUCUUUGGAUGAGUUGAUGCAGGAUACAUUUCUCGAAGCAGCAACGGACGAAAGAGAUCUAAAGCUGGAGGCAUACUCUUUGGCUAUCACGGCAGCAAGCGAGAUGCAUCGGGACACCCGUAUCCAGCAUCUCAAGCCACGUAACGGCCUACAUCAGUUUGGUCUCAAAAGUGCCCUCGCGCCGAACGAUGACUCCGUGAAAAACUGUUUCAUUCACCAGCUCUACCAGUAG
Aspergillus welwitschiae is the source of this 726-nucleotide messenger RNA. RefSeq lists its product as uncharacterized. Lineage: Eukaryota; Fungi; Ascomycota; Eurotiomycetes; Eurotiales; Aspergillaceae. Bases 1 to 726 code for a protein of 241 amino acids. The record is from RefSeq and is a predicted model, not a curated record. The transcript has 7 exons.